Molecule: messenger RNA, 2460 nt
Organism: Lachancea dasiensis
Lineage: Eukaryota; Fungi; Ascomycota; Saccharomycetes; Saccharomycetales; Saccharomycetaceae
Source: the annotation of a GenBank genome assembly
AUGCCAGACGAUUACGAGGUGUACAAGGAGGGUGGCCUACUGCGCGGGCGGUAUAAGAAGGUGGACGACAUCAGCGAGGGCUCCUAUGGGUACGUUUCACUUGCCAACGAUACGCAAACGAAGAAGCUAGUAGCUGUCAAGUAUAUCUUCAAGAAUGAAAGUGAAUCUGGCGGUGCACGUUGUGAGUCUCAAGUGGACAGAGAGGUGGAGAACGAGGAAAAGCUGCAAGAACAGCAACUUCACAAGCAUCACAGAUCGCAGAUCUCUGAAAAAGUUCGCUCCCGGCUGUCCAAAAACAUAUGUUUCGAGGCCCUAUUUGAGGUCGACAUCCAUACGAAAAUUGGCAAGCACAAAAACAUAACGGAGCUUUUCGAUUUUUUCGACUCGUUUAUUAUCAUGGAAUACUGCUCUGGGGGCGACCUCUAUGAGGCCAUCAGAGCGGACCUGGUUCCUAAGAAGACAAAGCUGAUCACUCAUAUAGCCUCCCAAAUUAUGGAUUCAAUCGAGUUUGUUCAUCAAAAGGGCAUCUACCACAGAGACGUGAAACCUGAGAAUAUUUUGAUCGGGGGGUCUGAUUGGACCAUUAAACUUACUGACUGGGGGUUGGCCACCUUGGAUAAGACCUCCAUGGACAGAAGUGUUGGGAGUGAGAGGUACAUGGCACCAGAGCUAUUUGAGGACAAUUUGGAUCGCGACGAAAGAAAUGAGCCUUACGACUGUAGCAAAGUCGAUUUAUGGGCAAUUGGAAUUGUGUUGCUCAAUAUUGUUUUUCACAAGAAUCCAUUUAGCGUUGCAAAUCCAAGCGAUAAAGCCUUCUGCUAUUUCGCCGCUAAUAGGGAAGCUCUAUUCGAUAUUUUCUCUACGAUGUCCUUCGAUUUUUUCCAAGUUUUAAGACACAGUUUGACCAUGGAUCCCUCCAAUCGAGACUUAGCUAGCAUGAAAAGGGAGCUUGCACAGCUUGGUGAAUAUACGUUAGACGAUGAAUAUUUCAAUUCAUUGGCGGACGACGGAUACUCACCUGCCAAGACCAUUGAAGAUAGUCCCUUACCUUUAUCACCUUCAGAAACCCCAACUGUCCCCGAGGGCCUUAUGGGAGAAGCAGUUCCCAAAAUUUCUGUGCAAGAUAUCACCCCUGUAUCCACCAAGGAAAAGUCGAAAGAAAAGGAUCCCAUUCCUCGUUUCAGAUUCAGAAAGCGUAGCCACCCUCAACAUGACAUUUCUUACAGGAACGCAAAACCUAUUAAAAUCGAUGAAUCAAAGGUCCUAAAGAACAGUCGCAAGCCUUUAGCCAUUCCAACUCCUAAUACCCACAUUAACAACUUUUUCCAAGAUUACCAUGCCAACGACCAAGAGAGCUUCAAUACUAGGGACUUUUUUACACCACCCAGUGUCCACAAUAGAUAUAUGGAAGGCAUUUUCAACAACAAGUUUAGCAAGCAUCGAGGGAACAGGAGGAGAAGGCCCAGCUCCUCUGGAAACUCAAAGCUCAACCAGAAGCCAAAUAACAAUAAUUUGUCUACAUCUUAUGGGAGACGUGGGUCCAAUUUGUCUCAAAACUCCAACGUAUCUCAAAGUUCUCCGUCAGGCAAGUACAUUCCCCCUCAUUCUCGCCCUAACAGUAUACUGAGUGGAUCCCCUAAUAUUCCAACGAUCAACUCUGUCUUAGAUGGCAUUCAUGAUGGUCCCAGCACCUUGACUACAAAUACUUUUCACGAAUUACACGCAAUCUCCAAUGAGAAUAAUGAAAACGAUCUAGAUGAUGUAUUGUUUACAUUAGAGGAGAACGACAUUGACAGUUUUGCAAACGACAUUGAUGGAUUAUCAAUAAAUGAUGAACCCUUCCAGAAACCUCACGUGCCCAUCGAUAUUACGCAAGACUCGGCACUUCCAGGCUCCAAUGAACUUCCUGAGAUUCUCAAAUCACCUGAGCCCAAACCUUACAAGCUAAAUGAAGUUAGUAAAAACACAUUCACCGAACAGCUUGCUCAGAUGGAGCCCGUAGCAGGUUCUACAUUUAAGGCCAAACCGGGCGUGUAUAUUCCACCCCACCACAGAAAGAGCAUGAACUCAGCAAUUCUUGGCCACCAACAGAUGUCCCCACAAGGCGCUGAAACAACGUUAUCAGUAGGUAAUAACUCAAUUAGCUUUGGAAGUUUUGAUACUAGACGGAAAAGCUCAAAUGUUGGGCGUUCAACAGGCACACCAAAAUCUUUCAUUGCGAGUAACCAUGGCCAAGCGACUACAGUAUUGCAAAAUAGCGAUAUAUUUGCCGAUUCAAAUGCUGUCGCGUUUGAAGAUGAUGAGAUCAGCCCUUCAUUUGCUGCUAAUCAGACCACUACAUAUGCUUCAGCGAGAGAUAUCAAGAGCGGUAGAAAGUCCAGCUCAAUUCAAGACGAAUUGAUUGGGUCCUUAGAGCAAUAUAAAAACAAUUGGUUGAUGCUACAGCAACAACAAGAUUGA